AGGAUUUGGAGCUUGCUGGCCGGCCACCAAGUUGGUGCUCACAAACUUGUUCAAGUCAUAACCUGGUCACUUAGUGCCGCACUGUCGGAUGAUAACCUCAAGCGCGUGCGUCAGGAGCUCGACCCCUUAUUCGACAUGUUGGCCGAGUCCACCCGGGAAAUAAAGAUGGGUGGCGCUCCAUUCUACAUACCAGACGUCCCCUUCCAAGUGGUUGGGGAUAGGUCAAUACUCCCCGACUACCUUGCUGAGAUGGUUGACAAGACCGAAGCCGCCAUAUCACACAACACCAUGUUCAACCUGCAACUGACGAUAGACAUGAUACAAUUGGCCGCCAAGAUGGCAGUCAGGUUGAAGAUGAGAGAGAAGAACACAUCGCUGGAGCAGGCAAUGGAGAGGAUUACUGAUUCCGAAAUCUCCCACCAAAUGUACUUGACGCAGCUUGGGCUGCCGCACAUUGACGCCAUCAUGAGAACUAGCGGGGAGAACAGGCUCAGCGGAUUUGCAUUGUGGGAGUCACAUUACGUGGAGUUUGUUAUUGUGAAAGAAAGCUGUCACGCUCUGAGACAAGCAACGUUCCUGAGAAGUUUGUUGGAUUUGCCGAAGCGCAAUCGGCGGCUUGGAGCUUGA
Molecule: messenger RNA, 627 nt
Organism: Clonostachys solani
Lineage: Eukaryota; Fungi; Ascomycota; Sordariomycetes; Hypocreales; Bionectriaceae
Source: the annotation of a GenBank genome assembly